Mesorhabditis belari is the source of this 1290-nucleotide messenger RNA. The record is from the annotation of a GenBank genome assembly. Lineage: Eukaryota; Metazoa; Nematoda; Chromadorea; Rhabditida; Rhabditidae.
AUGUUGACUGUUUUAUUUUUAUUUGCAUGCUUCGUAAAAGCUUACUCAACAGCCACUCGAAUUGAAUGGGGCCACUUCACAUCAGCCGAGCAGACAGCCAUUCUUCAAGCUCACAACGCUUUCCGCUCGAAAUUGGCCUUGGGCACAUACAAGUCAGCGGCUGGGGUCAAGUUCGCCAAGGCCACAAAUAUGUAUCAAUUGAAAUGGGAUUUUAACGCGGCGGAUGAAGCCUUUGAUGCCUUGGUUCUUUGUCCAAUGACUCCCACAACCUACAAAGGACAGAACUUCUAUAAAGGAAUCAACGUUUCUAGGACGGGAUGUGGCACUAAGGCUUGCGCAGCGUGGACCAACGAAUUUCACGCUUUUGGUCCUUCUGGUUACGUGAUGACAGUAAACACAAAACAGGCGACUCAGAUGGCUUGGGCCAAAUCGCACUCGGUUGGGUGUGCGUGGGCGAAUUGUCAAAAUGGAGCCGAUACCGUGAUGCUUGUUAUUUGUCGCUACACGCCAGAGGGCAACACGGCUGGAGUGAAAGCCUAUGCACAAGGCGCAAAAACCUGUGCGAUGUGUCCACCAGUCGCGGCACCGUGUGUGAAAGCAACUGGACUUUGCGGUGAGCCUCUACCUGUACCCGAUUACAAGCUCUUCCCAGCGGCCGAUCAAACCUAUUUUCUGAGUAAAUUCAACUCAGUUCGCUCACAAAUGGCUCUCGGGGAAUUAACGUGGGACAACUGUAGCUGGCAUUGGGCAACAAAUGAUAAGCCAAACGAGACGAUUUACUGGCCGGCAUCGAAAGCCACCUAUCAGCUGAAAUGGGACGCCGGUCUGGCUUUAUCGGCUGGUAAAAAACUCGCCUCAGCGAAAUACUUUCCAGACCCUACUGGGAAUUAUGCUCUAAACGCAAGUGUCGGUAAUUUUGGCUACAAUACCAAUGUUGAUGAAUGGAUCCCACGACGAGACAGCGAGGGCACGCUGCAGCAAAUGAUCAACGCAGCCUGGUUCACGUGGUACGGCUGCUUUGGGGUGCUGAAAAUGGCCUAUCACGCGAUGGCCGACCCGAAGAAUGGCACUCAAGUUUACGAGGAUAUUCUCUAUACGUAUUUGGCUGGGAGUGCUCGAAAGAUUGGAUGCGCCUAUCGAAAUGACACUGGUUAUUGGGGGAUUCUCUGUUACACCUGGCCGAAAGGAUUGACUGUUGGUUCGGCUUUCUACCCAGCCGGUACUCCGGUUUGCUCCUCGUGUCCAUCCACCGCUCCAUGCAACAAGGCCACUGGACUUUGUGUUCUGAAA